CUGGUCCUGACGAACAGAGGGAGAAGAGCAGGGUUGUUGUUGUUCUCCGGGUGAGGUGUUGUCAUCUUUAGCAUACAGUUAAACGACAUUUAAAACAAAAAAAACGGAGCUUUUUGGCGUUCCUCUCUCCACCGCCGAUCAUUUAAGCAGUAUGUGGAUUCCCGCCGAUGGAUGUCACGACAAACACUGAGGAGAUUUUAGCUGAGAGCUCGAUCCAGCUGCUUGAACUUGAGGUCUGAGCUUGAAUCCUAAACCACGUCUGAGACUGGAGAAUCGGUUUCUUGGCUACCUACUCAAUGUCGGUGUCAGUGGAGAAGAGGGAUGCCUGGUUCCCCCCGGACUGGGAGGAUGACGAGCGGAUGGCUUUCUUGUUCUCUGCCUUUAAGGAGAACCGAGAUGUUGACUGCACAGACUGGGAUGGGAAGAUAGACUUCUGGAGUCCUCUGAUCAUCGAUCACUGCAGGCGACACGGUUCGGUGUGUGUGAGUCUGCAGGAGCUGAAUGAGAGCUUCAGGAGGAAGGGCUCUGUCCCUCUGGGCUUGAGUACUGUCCUUCAGAGCAUGAUCAGAGGGGGUAAGGUGCAGAAGGAAUCAGACUUUGCUGCAAACGUAGACUUGGGCUGGUUGUCGUGGGGAGUCGGACUCUUGUUGGUUCGACCUCUGAAAUGGACUCUGUCAGCUCUUCUGGGCAGUGGGAGGGUCCCACUGGAGGAAUCGUUCGUUGUGAUAGAACUGGUGAAAGAAAAGGCUGUGGCACUGUUGGCAGCGUAUCGGACUUCUCCUUUAUCAACACACUCUCUGGUGUCUUUCCAAGAGCUGCGAGCUCUCUCCUCACACAUCUGUCCGGAUGAAAGCUCGCUCUGCCUGGCUCUGCUGCAGCUACAGAGAGAGAAACAUGUCACCGUCUCACUCCAUGAAGGAGAGAAGCUGGUGAAGUUUAGUCAGGCAGGACAGGGACGUGUGCCUUCUGUUAGCGAGGUGGACCUGGGCAUCUAUCAGCUCCAGCGCAGCGAGAAGCUUCUGGAGGAGAGGGUGGAGGCCUUGGGACAGGAAGCAGAAAAGUGUAAGCAGCAGGCAAAAUCGCUGCUUAAAGAGGGAAAGAAAUCACAGGCCCUGAGGUGUUUACGUGGGAGCAAGCGGGUGGAGAAGAAAGCGGAUCGUCUGUUCGCUCAGCUCGAGACGGUCAAGGGGAUCCUGGACAGAAUAGCAAACUCCCAAACUGACCGCCUGGUGAUGCAGGCAUACCAGGCAGGUGUGGCGGCGCUGAGAAUCUCACUGAAGGGUGUGACUGUGGAGCGAGCAGAGAACCUGGUUGAUCAGAUACAGGAGUUAUGCGACACUCAGGAUGAAGUCAACCAGACUCUUGCCAGUGGAGCGCUGGAUUCUGGUGAGGAUUCAGAGGAGUUGGAGGAGGAGCUGAAGUCAUUAUUGGAGAAAAACAUCCCAAAUAACGACGUGCUCCCAGUGGUCCCGACACAUCCUAUUUCUCCUCCAAGGAAAACGUGUAUCCCAGAUGCUGAUUUUGUCCAGUUUCUGCCCUCCGUGCCUGAUUCCAGUCUAGGCAUCACAGACGAGGAGCUGGACAGAGAACUAAGUCGACUUACAGGCUCUGUCACAGCUGUGCCGAGAGGAAGUCUUUCAGCUCAGAGGAGGCCGGAGCCGGCACAGUGACCGAGGGCGCCGCACAAGCAGCCACUGAAAUGGUUUAAUCACUAUACAGUACAGAGAGCCAUCUGACACAUGUGUGUCCUUGCAUUGUAUUAAGCCCUAGCAAGUCUUUAUGAAAAGCCCUUAUUCAUGUUUGUAAUGGCAUGUCUAUUUUCAUUUUUUAAAGAAAGUUUUAAGAGUGGCCUUUUUGAGUUUGUAAAGUCUGUACAAUGUAUUAUUCUAAUAAAACUACAAAUUAUGAUGCCAAAUAAAGA
Cyprinus carpio (common carp) is the source of this 1921-nucleotide messenger RNA. Its product is annotated as charged multivesicular body protein 7-like. Gene Ontology annotation, biological process: vesicle budding from membrane; late endosome to vacuole transport via multivesicular body sorting pathway. Gene Ontology annotation, cellular component: ESCRT III complex; cytoplasmic side of plasma membrane; multivesicular body. Lineage: Eukaryota; Metazoa; Chordata; Actinopteri; Cypriniformes; Cyprinidae. The record is from RefSeq and is a predicted model, not a curated record.